Messenger RNA from Hevea brasiliensis (rubber tree), 681 nucleotides. Its product is annotated as putative invertase inhibitor. The record is from RefSeq and is a predicted model, not a curated record. The coding region runs from base 139 to 654 and encodes 171 amino acids. The transcript has a single exon. Gene Ontology annotation, molecular function: enzyme inhibitor activity. Lineage: Eukaryota; Viridiplantae; Streptophyta; Magnoliopsida; Malpighiales; Euphorbiaceae.
AUCCCCUUUUUUAACUACCAAUAUCCAAAAAUAGAAAAAUAUCCUUUAUAACACCAAAACCUCAGACCACAACCCAUCUUAAACUUGUAUCCAAAUCAUUAACAUCAACAGGAAAAAAAAAAAAGUCCGCUAAAUAUUAUGUCUUUCUCAAUCUUAUUCUUCUUCCUUCUUGUUCUUGCAAUCCCCACUCACCAAACCUCAGAUUUGGUAACCAAAACUUGUGAUCAAACCUUGUACAAAGACCUAUGCAAUUCUGCUCUAGCAUCAGCCCCAGAAAGUGAGGUAACUGAUGUGCAAAGCCUGGCCAAGUUUGCACUAAAGAUGACAUCAUUAAAUGCAGUUGAAAUACACAAGCGAAUUUCCUUAUUGUUCAACACAAGUUCAGAUGAAUUCAUUAAGCAAUGCCUCACAGAUUGCUCUGAGAUCUACACAGAUGCAACUGAUCAGCUUGAGGAUUCCAUGGUAGCCUUGGAUUUUAAAUCUUACAAUGAUGUUAAUACGUGGGUUACUGCUGCAAUGACCGACGCACAAUCAUGCGAGGAUGGAUUCAACGAAAAAUCAGGGAUUGUAUCUCCUCUUUCUGAUAUAAACAAGAAGUUUACCCAGCUUUGCAGUAUUUCUUUAGCAAUAACAAAUCUCUUGGACAAAAACUAGCCUCUUUCUCUACGUAUAUGUAUGCAC